GUGUACAGUUGAAGAUAAUCAGGCAUUUCAGUGCUUGGAGAUACUGUAGCAAGUAAUGAAUACAGCCUUUUUAUGUCAGCAUUGACAGUACUGUAGUCUUGUAGUCAAUUACAAUACCCACUCUGUGCUUCUGCAGAUGAACUCCUCAUUAAAAUUGACAUGCACGCUGAUUUCCAAACCUAAACUAUCGUCCCUGCAGCACACUUGAUCAAAAGAACAAGUUGUUUAUUGUCAAUACUUAUUGUGUGGAGGACACUCCACCAUGCGUUUCCUCUUUUCCCCCUCUCUUCCCCUCUCUGCCCAACCAUCCCAACAGCCUGCGACAGGCUAGCAACACUGAGUGGAUUUUACUGUAAUUCUUGCAGAAUCCCUUGGACCUUGCAUAAUGGAAAUUAUUUGGGUCAGUAAAUCUUGUUUCCUAAUUAUAGGAAUGAAAAGAAAGAAAAAGAUAUAAUGUGAAACCAUUCCCUUAUUUUGGGACUUUUGUCUUUAGAAACCCAGGGCCACCCACUUGCUCCCAUCCGUUUUCGGUGCACUCUGUUUUAACCUUGAAGUCCAAGCUCUCUUCUCCUCUCUCCCCAGCUUAUUUUACAGUGGAGCGGAGGCACCCUCUUGCUCCCACACCUUCCUCCCUGGGGAAUUAAUCGCUUCCCCUCCCCGGCUCUUGGCUCGACUGGGACGAACGAACACUUCGCUGCCGCGGUCAUCAGCACAACCUCCCCAGCCGCCCUUCCCGCACCUCGCCGCACCCCCGGGCAGGCACCGGGCGGGCGAGCUUCACGCUCCGGCGGCCGCCCGGAGGAGGGUGCGGCGGCGGCCGCUCUCUGCCCCGGGGCAGCCGGGAGGGGAGAGCGGGGCGGAGCGCGGGGCCGCGGGCGGGGCGGGGCGGAGGAGGGAGUGGGAGAGCGGCGGGGAUCGGCGCCUGUUGCCCCGAGAGAGUUAACGGUGCGGGGAAACUCGCCUCUCCUGCGCCCAUGCCGGGCGCCUGGCAACCGGGGCGUCCGCGCACGUAGGGCCGCCGGGGGCUGCCGCCGCCGUCGCUCCCCGCCCCCGCCAGGCCCCGCGUCCCCUUCCCCGCCCCGGACAAGGCGUUUAGCGUGCCCAGGCGUGAAGUAUGGCAUGCAAAGAUGGUUUCUGCCAAGGAGCCAGCCAUCGCCAUGUCCUCGGGUCUUUCCAUCGCCCUCCUGCACUGCCUGUGCCUGGCGACGUGUCUCACCGGGCCGCCAGGGCAGAGCAAAAGAGAGGAGAAAUUGUGGCCGGAGAAUUUCACCAGCAUCCUGAACAGCCUCCUGGAUGGCUAUGACAACCGCCUGCGACCGGGAUUCGGGGGUCCUGUUACUGAAGUGAAAACAGAUAUAUAUGUCACCAGUUUUGGACCUGUUUCUGAUGUAGAAAUGGAGUAUACAAUGGAUGUCUUCUUCCGUCAGACAUGGGUAGACAAAAGAUUAAAAUAUGAUGGCCCUAUUGAAAUUUUAAGACUUAACAACUUGAUGGUUUCGAAGGUGUGGACUCCUGACACUUUCUUCAGGAAUGGGAAAAAGUCUGUCGCACAUAAUAUGACAGCCCCAAAUAAACUCUUCAGAAUAAUGAGAAAUGGCACUAUCCUGUACACAAUGAGGCUUACAAUAAGUGCAGAGUGUCCCAUGAGAUUAGUGGACUUUCCCAUGGAUGGUCAUGCUUGUCCUCUCAAAUUUGGGAGUUAUGCUUAUCCAAAGAGUGAAAUGAUUUAUACCUGGACAAAAGGACCUGAGAAAUCAGUGGAAGUUCCUGAGGAGUCUUCAAGUUUAGUUCAGUAUGACCUGCUUGGACAUACAGUAUCCACUGAAACCAUUAAAUCUAUUACAGGUGAAUAUGUUGUUAUGACAGUUUACUUCCACCUCAGACGGAAAAUGGGUUAUUUUAUGAUUCAGACCUAUAUCCCAUGCAUUAUGACCGUGAUCCUUUCUCAAGUUUCAUUUUGGAUAAAUAAGGAAUCUGUGCCAGCUAGAACUGUGUUUGGAAUAACGACAGUGUUGACAAUGACGACACUGAGCAUCAGUGCAAGACAUUCACUACCAAAAGUAUCCUAUGCUACUGCCAUGGACUGGUUCAUAGCGGUCUGCUUCGCUUUUGUGUUCUCUGCUCUUAUUGAGUUUGCUGCUGUCAACUAUUUUACUAAUAUUCAAAUGGAAAAAGCCAAAAGGAAGACAGUAAAAUCCCUUCUUGAAUUUCCAGUUGCUCCAGUACAAAGAGAAAGAAGUACAGAAGAGACACUCAUGAGUACAGAUGCCAAUUCAAAUGUGAGGAAAAGAACAAAUGCCACAGUACAGUCCGAAGCUGAUGGUGGGGGCCGAAUUGACACAAGGCACAGCUCUAUCCACCCUCCCUCUGUAGCUCAGGGGUCUUCUGACAUUACACACCACUCCCUUUCUGCAUCAAGUCCCAACCCUUUCACACGCAUCAAUGCAUCAGAGACGUUAUCUUCUGCAAGAGCUACCCCUCCAGCUCCUCCUUCUACCCCAAUUCUGACUGGAUUUGUAUCCCAGCAUGCCACAGCUGGAUCCCCUUCCAUUCAGCACUUGCUUGGAUCUAGACUGGAGCAGAUUCAGACCACCACACCUAAUACAUUAGGAGCAUCUGCAAAGCCAUCUGCUGUCACACCACCUGCUCCCCCUGCCUCCCACUCUGGCACGAGUAAGAUAGACAAAUAUGCACGCAUUUUAUUUCCUGUUACCUUCGGAGCAUUUAACAUGGUCUACUGGGUGGUGUAUCUAUCCAAGGAUACCAUGGAAAAAUCGGAAAGUCUAAUGUAGUUUUGCUGCUAUGUAGUAGUUCCUAAAUUAUACUCAUAUUUGAUGCAGAGUUUCUUCUUUCGAAACUAUUUAAAAAGGUCAAUAAUUCUUAUUUAUAAAAGCUGUGUGCUACUUUCCCGUUGAAAAGGCUGGAGUUGUUGGGGAUAAUUAGUCAACUCCUAUCAGAGUCAUGGGUAACAGGUUUGUCUUCCUCCCUUCAGCUAGCAGUGAACCAUCACUCUCUUCAGAGUACUCUGGCCACACAGAACUUAACUUUGGGAGGAACAUGCACCCGAAACAAAUCUAAGGCAGAGGCGCACAGCUGUGCAGUGGAACACAUCUUGCCUGCUAGGAAUAUGCAUGCUGGUUAUGACAAAUCCUGAGGCACUCAGCACUGCUGUCUGGGCACAGCAUUGCAUACUCGGAGUGUAAGUUCAAUGUCCUGGAUAUUUUGACAGUGCUUGCUAGGAAAGGACUUGCCUUGCUGUGUUAAAAUUGGCAGAAUGGGGGGAAGAAAAUGAACAGUGGAAAAAGAAAAGAGAGUCCAGCCUGGGAAAGUGCAACUCCAGAAAAGUUAUGCAAAGGAGUUGUAGAGCUCCGUAUAUUUUUACUAAGCUUUAUUUUGUGUUGCAACCUGGGAAAUUCUCACUCCAAAAUAAGAAUGAGUGAACCUGGUAAAAUCUGAAAUCUGAUGUAAUUCUCAAAAUUGGAGUUUUUUAUUUGGUAAGGUGAUCUUAAAUGUAUGAUUCUUCUUUGACCUUGCUGACCAGCUUGAGUGGAUUUAUUCCUAAAUUGCAUCCAUUGUGACAGAUGAGGACCAGGCCCAAAAUGUUCAGCUUACUUGAAUUCUUUGUUCUUUAUUUGGAUGCUUUGGGAUCUCCUUUCACCUUUCCUCCCCCCUUUUUUUCUCCAUAUUUUUCAGUCAUACUCCUCUGAUUUCCUUUGAACACAUAUUCCUCCCCCACCUUUAUAUAAUGUUUGAGUCAAGUUAAAUUUUCAACAUGGUUUUAAAAGUGGCUUCAAAAUUAAGCAAAACAAAUUUUCCUGUGCUUUGAUGAGCAUGUCUAUGGCACAUAUUUGACUGAAUGAGAGACACCCUUUUGUGGAAGAAUGUUGUGACAUAAACAAGAAAAGAAAGUUUCUAGGUGGAGCCUGAGGGGGAAAAAAAUGGUUUUUUUUGUGAUCCAUUUGUUUCUCUUAAACUAUGGCAUAGAUAGGUGCUUUUCUUAGCGGCUCAAGUUGCAAUAUGCAAGGAGGCAAUUUUAUUAAUAGUUUAAACAUGAUAGAAAUCUUGAUCAGAAAUGUUUUUUUCACCAAAAUGGGUGGAAGAUAUGCUGGUAAUAAAUCUAAAAAUGUUUGUACAGAUCCAUCUGGCUAGGCAAAUGGAUAGCAUUUCUGUGCAGGUGACAAGUAAAAAUCAAAGGCCAAAUUCUCAGCUGUGAUUUGGCUGUGCCUUUGAAGGGUGUGGACUAAUCCUUAGCUUCAGUUGAUUGGAAUACCAGAUCAGUAUCCUCUUGUCAAAGUUUUAUGCUGGGGGAGAGAUCAGGUAAGUGUUGAGUGAUUCUGUGCUCCAGUAGUGAUUAAGUGACUGAUGCAGACCACAAGCAAACUGUGAUCUCACGUGUCAUUGGACUGUCAGUGCUAGAAUGUGGGAAUGUCUUACAUGACUUGACUAUGAUGUGCUGAUAUAAACAGUUACCAUAGUCUUUUUUAACUUAAGCGGUGCCCUAACAAGGCCACAUGUGGUCCUUUCCCUUUUGUAUUUUACAUCUAGAAGAAGUCUGAGAUCACACCACUCUUUAGAAAACCAUUACACGUGCCAUAGGACAGAACUGGAAAUAGAGCACCAAUGCAAAAUGUCUCACUGCAGUAGUUUACAUCUUGGGAUGUAUCUCUGGUUACUGUAGCUGUUUCUUCCAUAAUUUGGUCACAUUAUUGCAGUUUAUCAGAAUAGAAGAUUACAAGACAUUGUUUGUUUAUUUUGUUAAACCAGGAGGAACAAUGCUAGUCCUUUGGCAAUUAUUGAUCAUAAUUGCAGAAAUGAUAAAAUAUUUCUAGUAUGAAGAAUAAUGGCCUUCUGUGUUAAGAACCUUGUGUUUGUGCCAGAAGUUAUUGAAAUUACUCUGCUUUCCUCUAUGAUGAAAACCAAGGAUAUUUUCUCUCAGGCAGAGCUUUGAACAAUUCACUAGAAACAGCUGUCUCUUCCUUCCACCCAUCCCCGUAUACUGAUUGUAUAAUCAGCAUUUUCAGUGCAUUGUUUAGUAGGAUCAACACUGGUUCAGGCUGUUUCACUGAGAUUAAUCUAAAUGUGCUGCUUGGAUUCAUUUGAAUUCCUGUUUCAUUUUAAAGACUUCUAAGGAGUAAAAAAAGGAUUGCAAAAGUUAGUAGAUUCCAAAUAUUUAUUUCUAUGCUUCCAUUUUGGAAGAAAUUUGUAGUGAUACCAUAGAAAAAAAAUCUAUUUUUAAUCUGUCAGUAUAUUUAUGAAAUUCCUUCCAACACUUGCGUGCCUACAUUCAAAAUUAAACACAAAAAAACCCUCAUUAUGAGUCUAGGGCUAAUUCAUUGUACUAUGCUACAUUUUUACGUUACAGCAUAUGAAGAAAUUACCAUAACUAGCUUUCCAAAUUACCUAUCGACAACGUGAAUAGGAAUUUAUUGUUAACAGUGGUUCUUCAUUAUAUUUAAUCUCCUUGUAGAGUGAUCAGAAACAGUAAAGAGCCUGCAGUAUACUCAGUAUCCCUGACAGGUUCUAAAUGCUGUAUAAUUCAGAAGCACAAACAAAAGCAAGAAUAUGCUAAAUAUAGUGGCCCAAAUAUUCAACAUUGCUACCUAAAGUCCUAAGGGAGGAAGUUGCAGGUGUCAUUUCAGUGACCAAAUGACUUAUUAGGGAUUGGUUUGAGUGAGAUGAACUCUGCAGGAGCUAUUUUUUUUUUUUUAUUGGCUUUGUCAAACAAUCUUCUUUUGAUGGUACCAUAGUGAUUUAGAAUUGAACAAACACUUUAGAUAAGUCAUCUUUCUCAACAGUAAAGGAAACUGGAGAGAAAGCUAAAAAACCUUACCAGAAACAGAGAUAGAUCUCCACUGACUGCUGUUUCCUUGGAGACGUUGUUACGAACAGCAGAACUCCCACAGAUUGCAGUGAUGCAGCCCCAGCCACUAAUGUAGUCAUUUGAGAAAACCAGUUAAAAACUCAAUUCAGGAAGAUUGCCUUCACAGGGACAGAACUGAAUUUUAUAGUCCAUUCUGAACAAGGUCAGAUUUCUAUCAGCUCACUGUCAACAGGUUUCACUGCAAUUGUGAAAAAAGCGAAGCCAAGCAAAGUGGCAAACCUAGACCCCAGCCCUCCAUGGUGACCUGAGCUCUUAGAGCUCACCAGCAGAACUGGAGUCUGUUUCUCCUCCUGUAAAAUGGACUUGUCUCCAUCACUGGAUGUUGGUGGCAUGUUUCUUCUUCCAUGUGUCUUUUAAGGGAAAUAAACCUAGACUUUAUAAACUGUUUUGUUGUCCACUCUACCCUGUGAUCGGGCAAGUAGACCAUAUGGUACUUGAAUGAAAUUGGUAGAUAAUUUAAUAAGGAACAUGAUUAGAGCUGUUCUGUUAACAGGAGCUAAAAUUUUUGGUUAGAGCGUUCAAGUGUAGCUUUUGGCAUCACGUUUUUGUCAUUCAGGAUGGACCUUACGAAAAAAUGGGGAAAUCAAAGAACUGUAUUUAUUAGGAUUUAAUUAGUAUUUCUGCAGAAAAGUGAAUGAAUUCAGCUUUUCAAUAUGCACAGAAUCCUCUUUCCUUACACUUUCUUGUGUACCUCCUGUAUGUCAUUUGGCCACAGUGCACCUUAUGCUGUAAUACAGUGUCUGUGCCAUCUGAGAACAUCAGAGUAUACAGCGUGUAUUUAUCCAUUUAAUCCGAAGCCUAACAUUCCCAUCUCCCUUGCUCUAUUGGAAAAGGAGGGAAGGCCAGAAUGGGAGAAAUGACCACACAGGAUGUAUAAGAGACACAUGUUGGCACAUUUUCCCAUAGAUGCUACAGGAGAUUUUGUAGGAGAAUCUUUCGCAGUGUGAGAAGCUGGAGCACAGUUUCUACUGUAGCACAUUCUCCCCUCAAGACAAAGCUUCCAAGAGAUCUAUUUAGAAAGCAAAGUAGGUCACGAACUUUGCAUACUGGGCUCCAGAACUUUUGCUUGACCCAAAUGAUUUAGGAGGAAAAAAAAUUUGGUGAGUUUUUCCUUAACUUCUUGGGACUUGCCGGUAGAGCUUGGCUGGACUAAAAUAGACAGGCGUUGUGUGGCGAGCACUGUUCUAGACUGCAAUAUUGACAGCUGACAAAAAAUUGCCAUUGGUUUUGUUUAAUCCAAAUGUUGAAUAACGGAUUAGGAAAACGGCAACUGUAGUGUUGAGAAACCUAGGUGAAUUGUGUGGUUUACUGAUGAUAUGGAUAAAGCCAAGGAUGAUCAAAGUUGUAGAAGUAUUACAGAACUGCAAUACUGUGGGGUAGUAAGUUUGUGGCAGGUUAGUGGGAAGUGGGCAGAAUAGGAGUUGCUUCUCUUCAUGGUCUGACAAGCAUAAAGCAAUACAGCAUGAAGUUGGAGGAGCAAAACUCUAUAAAUCAAAUUUCUUAGUGAAAAUCCAAAGGGUAAAUAGCCUUAUGGAAGUCAGUAUUAACCACCUCCAUGGCCCCCUGCCACACCCCAAAGCUCUGGGAGAAAACCAGGAAAAAAGAAACCAGUUAAGUGACAAUACCAUCUUUUCUUCCCUUUUAUUUUUUCAAGACCUUGUAUUUCUUUUACGGCAUGAUUCCAAGGUAAGUUACUUCUAUUUAUAUUGUUGUAAUGACUUGUACUGGUAUCCACUGAAAUCAAUAUGUAUUUUUCGUUUACUUCAAUGCACUGUAAACAGGAAGUUUACUGGAAGGAAAAAUGCACUAUUUUGGAAGAGUCUGAUAUGCAUUAAUUUGUACAGUCUUCAUUUGUAGAUCUCUCCUCAGAGUCAAGAUGUAGCUUUUUUUGGAGAAUGAGUGUGGUGAGCAGUUUCAGCAUGUUCUGGGUAAAUCAGACUCUGAAAGUAAGUUUUUGCUACAUCCCAAGAAAGUGACGUUUAUGUGAAGUACAGAGCACCCUGGAAUGUUAUACACUAUGUUCUUAGCUGCAGGAAAUGAACAAUGCAAUUCUUUUAGGAUUGGUAGAAUUUAUAAACAUACUUUGGUUUCACAUUAAUUAGAAAAUGCAGUAAGUAUUUCAGAAUAUACUAGCAUUGCCUUCUAGUCCAUAACUUCUACAAAUAUCUCUUAGACUUUCUUAUGCUUUUUACAUUAUUUGACUAGAAGGACUUCAAAGGAAAGCAGUUGCUAUCCACUGCAGUUCAGUACAUUUUUGGUCAUAAUUGUAUUUUCAUUUUCUUGUUCAAGAAAAACUGAGAACAUGAUGGCUUCUUUAAAACAAAAAUAACAGCAGCAAAAAUAAAAAACCUUGGAGGUUCCCUUUUUAGAAAACCAUCCAAACUCCCAUCAUUUAUUGAAUGUUCUUUUUAAAUAAUAUCAUAGUUUUAGCAUUGAAAAAUACUAAUGUGAUCCCAGCCUGGAUACACAUAUGUAUCCAUUCAAAUAAUAUCAGUUCCCUCAAUUGUGAGGGAGGCAGGCUCAGGAUGCACUUUCUGGAUGGAAGGCACUGUGUGAGGUGGAUGGUGUUUGUGUUUUUUUUUUUUUUUUUUUUGUUUUUUUUUUUUUUUUAAAUUCAUAUCUCUAUUUUCACGAAAAUAUUCCUGAGGAAAAAUACAGUACUACUGAAUUAACCCUCAGCUGUCAUAGAGAUUUAGGUUUUUUCCUGCUGGUGAUCUUGCUGUUCUUAAUCUCCUUCAACAUUUGCUCUGUGUUUUUGUGGAAGUUGUAGCCACAUUGCUAUUAACUGACGUAACACUCUACGGAUGUUUUGAUGGCAUAAAGUAGCAUUUGAAGAAAUAAUCAUUAUUUGUGAAUAUGUUUUCAUCCUUGGAAAAACUUAACUGUAGGUUGGUAGAAGAAGCAGGCGACAGUAUGAAGCACUCAGCUGGACUUGAGCUUGACGCAUUACAAAAUUUAGACACGUAUUGCUUUGUCUUGCCUCAUCGUCUUCUGCUGAUGGCUCAUCUCCAUGGUAAGUAAAGAUGCACAAGGAUGGAGGACUCAGAAGUCAAGAACAUGUACAAGUAUUUCUUCAAAGUGCUUUCAAAGUAUGAGAUUUUUUUACUUUUUACUAACAGUAACUUCACAGUCUGCUUUGCAUUUACAAGCUUUAAAAAUCUCUUCUGCUGGAAUGUACCAGGUCGUCAAAUGAAUAAAAUCAUAGUUUUUAUAAAUAGGUGAUUCUGUAUGUACAUGCAUUUCUUUUUUGUUUUAUUAAUUUGUGGCAACAUUCUCUGGCACCAGACCAGUGGUGGAGUUUUGAGGAGUUUCAGGUAACAAGAAGUCUUUGCAGAAUUACUUGAAAAUAUAAUUUGGUUUCUUAGAUGCGUGCCUUUGCAAAUCCAUACCAGCAGCACAUUCAUGGUGGAAAUGAAUCCACUUGUGCGAAAUCCUGGUCUUGUGUAUUUAACCCAUAUUUGAAGGCUCACGAAGCACAUUGGGCAGGGCAGGACUCAAGGCAUGUUUGCUGUAAGCAACAUGCUGGGUUGGAGCUGGCUUAUGUCCUGCAAUCCUCUGAAGCAGUCAGCAUGAGCCAGACCAUGAGCAGAAUCUAUGGGGUUUUGUUUGUUUGUUUUAAGACCAUGAUUACUCCACCAUAAAACUGUAUUAUUACUGAAUGUAGUACUCCCACCUUCAUCUUUGAUGUCUUGCUUUGUGUGGAGAGAAGUAUUUUUGUACUCGCUAUGAGCUGCUGGAGUAACUUGUCUAGCUAAAAACCAAGCUUGUCAUGUUGUCUUUUGCCUGAUUAGUAGCCAGAGGGAUCAGUUCUCUGAUCUGGCUCCCUGUCUUAGUGGUGGUACAAAGAAGGUGGUGAGGAGGCUGGGAUAGAUGUUUUGAGCUUUAUUAAAGCUGGUGUGAAACCACAGCCUGGGGAUUCUUAUUCUGCCUCCACUGAUAUUAAAAUAGAGGCUCUCUCAGGCUUUUUUGAACCUCAGGUGUCAUCUGUAGUAAUUUUUCCUCCACAAAGGUGAUUUUGCAAAUUACAUCAGAGACAAAUAAUGGAGGAAAAAAUAGUAGGCUUGAAUUUAUAGAAGAACCCAAAUCAAUAAAGUUACUUGAAGAGAAAGAAAAGGAAGAGAAGGGAAAACAUGAGUAAGGAUGAAAAUUUAGUUUCUUGCCACCAAGCAGUUAUUUUAAGAUAUGUCCUAUUAGAGGUACUAGAACAGCAUCUGGCAGGAAACAGCCUAGAAAUAAUUAUUUCUUCAUUAUAAGUAUAAUGAGAAAAUAAUAAAGAAAAUAAGUUGCUAAUGUCCUCUCAGAAACAUUUGUGUUUCAUAGAAGUUGUUUUCGUUAAAAAAGGGUAUUCUCAUCAACAACCAAGAAGAAUUAAGAGACAGAAUGGUAAGGGAAAAAGUUGAGUUUUAUUAAGUAUUGCUGAUUGCCUGUUUUAGAGCAUUUCUCACCCAAAAAUCUAAACAGCAACAUAUUUUUUUAAUCUUUCUGGGCCUCCAUAUAUUUCAUUUUCAGUAAUGAAGCACUUUCAAACUUUUAACAUUUAACUUGCUUUAUGUUUAAGAGACUGAGUACAGAGAUUGAUACCUCUGAUUUAAUCCAGUUAUAAAAGGAAAGGGGAAAAAAAAAAAAAAAAGAAAAAAGGUUUCCUUACAGUAACAGACAAUUUUUGAAAGUAUCAUGCCUUCUUACUAAAUCAGAAGACUUAAUACCUGUACCUAAGUUUGUGGGAGCUUUUUAGUGCUGAGUAUUUCUGAUAAUCUGGUCAGUACUAUAGUUUGUGGAUUGUGGCUGCAUUUAAAGUUUAAAUGUCUGAAAAUGUACAUCUGUAACCUCGGCGCUUGCACAGCGUGGAUCCUGUGAAAGGCAAAGAUGCAUUUGUAACCCACCGUAGGGGUGCAUGAGAGCUGUUACAUUGCUGAUGUGGGAGAAGGUAGGAAUUUAUGGGCAGAAAUAAAGGGGAGGAAUGAAAAUGAGAUUAUGCAGAUUUUACAUUGCAGGGGUGUCAAACUCAUUUUCAGCAGGGGCCACAUCAACCUUGUUGUUGCCUUCAAAAGGCUGAAUGCAAUUUUAGGACUGUAUAAAUUUAGGAGUAGUUACAUUUAUGCAGUCCUAAAAUUGCAUUUGGACCUUUGAAGGCAACGACGACGCUGAUGUGGCCCCCGGUGAAAAUGAGUUUGACACCCCUGCUAUAUUGGAUUAAACCACUUAUGAAAAUGCUCCCUAAACUACCUUUCAAGUAGGCACCUUAUGUGUCAGCUGAGCACAGUGUGGAAUUCAACACCAACUGCUAAUCCAGCCCAAGGAUCAGCACAGUUAAUCUGUCCUGAGGUUUCUGAUGCUAUGAGUAGAAGACUGGAAAGAUGUGAGCCAGCAGCUGCUGCCAGCUGGGAUGCAUCCACGUUGCUGUGCAUCCAAGCUGUACUCUGGGGAAUCAGGGUCCGUGGAGCACUGGGGGUGGGAUGUAAAACGCUUUAUUGGAGUACAAAAUAGAGCAGACUGAAGCUGAAGAAAACUCUUCCUUCAGCUAAGCACUGUUGUUACUCACUGUAACAGCACUGAACACCCUAAAGUUGGACCAAGGUGUAUUGCAGUCUUGUCUUCUCCUUGCACAUCUGCUACAUGUUCUGAUAUGGAGAGUGGUGGGAGUGACAAUUACAUGCAUGGUAACUGUACAGAGCAUGCUUAGUGUUGCUGCCUGGUAAGUACCUGCAGUCUCAUGCCAGCAGUUUCUGGGCCUUCCCAGAAGAUCUGCAUCACUAAUUUUCUGUAAGAAUUUAUUAUGCCUCUGCCACUUCUCCCAUAGCUUAAAUAUUGGAAAAGGGGUUUUAUCUUUGAUGCUUAUGUCUCCAUUUCUUUGAGAUUUCAUGAAGAAGAACAGCUGAAAUUUUCCUCAAGUUUUGUUUGUUUAUUUUUUAAAAAUAGAGGUUUCCUCACCUUCACACAUGGAAAUCACAAGCUCUGUUGCAAACUUAGCAAGCACUUCCAAGAUAACUUUUAGAGAACCUCUGUGAUUAUUAAAAAGAUAGUUUUAUUUUCAAAUAAAAUCUCUCAUUUGGAGUGUAUUUAGUUACAACUUUUUAAGUGAGUGUAGUUUGUCAAAAUAUUUUCUCUGUACUGAAAAUUAUUUGUAGCCAUUUCACUUAGGAAGCUAAGACACAAUGAAUAUAUGUGGGUAUUCUGUUAAGCUAGUUAAUAUAUGUCAUGUUGGAAAGAUGCUUAACCAUGUGAUAUUGUGUAGCCAUUUCAUAAAUACAUGGAUUGUCUUUUUUUUUCUUUGGAGAAUAUGAAGACCAUACAUAAGCAGAAGGUGGGAGAAUUUUGUAGUGAGAUUUGCAAAGGCUACUUUUCACUUCCUAUCUGGAUAUCGUGUGCAUAAAUAUAGUAAAAUCAAGUAAGAGAGAACAUGUGAGUAAAACAAAAGACCUUUUUUGAUCUUCAUGCUUUCAAUUGUUUUUAUGAAGUUAUGUGAGUUAACAGCUUCCAUAUACACUUCCAGAUUUUCUCUCAGUGAUGCCAUGGAGGAAGUGUAGAAGGCAAUGCCUUUUCAAACAAGACCUGGGAACCUUUGGGUUCAGUUCAUUAGUCCAGUCAGGAGGGCACUCGGUAAGGGCUGGCCUUGCUGAGCUAGGAACAUGUUUUCAUAAGUCUAAAUUUAGUUCUAGUCGAGGAAUCUGUUCAGCAGGAGAAGGCAUCUCAGUUCUGAGUAAGAACAGCUGAAGCUGGAGACCAUUAGGCAUUUUGCUGAGGUAAGUUGUGAGAGUUGAAUUGGGCUUAAGAGCAGCUCAUUAGCUAUUUAAAAACCCCUAAGUGUACAAUCUAAAAACAUGCUUCAGCUUAUCCUGCUACUUUUGCACCAGUUUCGUUUGUUCUGGACCUGUCCCUGGCUUUUCUCCCUUGCCUCACAGCUGAGGUGGGGCAUGGCAGGUGCUGGGGUGGUGGGGAAUUUGCUCGCCUUCCUCUUGCUGCAGGUUCUCUCUGUGCUGAGCAUCACCAGAGUGGACAGGAGAGCCUGGGCAGGGAGAGAGCACAUGCCCAGCAUGGUGCCAGAUAAAACCUGACAGUCAAGCAGCAAGGUGCAGAGUGGGUAGGGUUGGAGUACUGAUGCAGUGGUCUUUGUAGAUUGUUGCAUGGGUUUCAAGAUCCAGCAUCAGUGCAGUGACAUAAAGCACUUUGGAUGUUUGAAAUAAAAGUCAGUUGUAGGGCAGACAAAAGAUUUUCUGGUUUCUAGAUUUUCUGGAUGAGUGCUAGCACUGCCAGCCUCUUUGUGCUGUGUGCUGCUCUGUCAAGGACCAUUCCACUUGGGUGUAUAUGAAGUGUUUCAUCACUAUCAAAUAUACAGAACAGCAACAGUUUGUUAAAAGCCUGGCUGCAGACACAGCAUUUACUUGCUAGUAAUAAGGAAAUAAGCCACCUAAUAGUUGCCUUGAGUUCCUGUUUUUUGUCACCCCUACCUACCGUUCUUGUCCUCUGCCAGUCCUACCGGUUCUGAUACUCCAAAUUGCUGCGACACUCCCGUGAGCUGUUACAAUUGGUCCAUCUGACAAACGAUGUGAAACGCUCUCUUGCUCUCUAGCUCACGCUGCUCAGAGAGGCAGGCUGGGAGAUACUAACUUCUGUGCUAAUUCAGAGUGUAAUGGCUGUACCACCUGAGGAACCAAAAGAAAAUGGAGGAUUUCUAUGUGAGGAUUUCUAGCAGCUGAUAUAGCUGUGUGUAAUUUUUAAAUUGAGAAAGGUAAAAAGCAAGAAAAUGGUAUUUACUGGUAUUUUAACUGUGAGAUUUUCUUUUCCUGUAAAGCCCUGCCCAUUGCAACCAAUGCAUUUGGGUUUAAGCUUAGGCAUUGUAAGAAAUGCUACCAGUGAAAAAUAUGAACCUUUUGGGACUAUUUUUAUAUUUGUUUUCUGUAAAAGCUGCAGAAUGCAGAAAAUACACACUAGAGCAGAGUAGUAGAAAUGCUUCUUUAAGGCCCUCUUAGGAAAGUCCUGAAUCCCCUAACUUCAUCAAGAAUUUACUACUUCUGCAAUAUGUGGCUGUCUUAGAUGCAUGUUGCAAGAAUUUCUGUGCCAUGCCAAAUUCUGAUGUUUAUCCCUCUGUAUUGACUCAUACAUGGGGAAAAACUGAAAGGAAAUCAAAGCGAGGGAAGCCUUGGAGUUGAAUUUGUUUACACUAUUCUUCAUGCACAUUUUUGUUGCAUGGAACAAUGUGGCUGGGAAGAUAAGAAAAAUCAAAGGUUAACUAAAUUAUUCGAAUGCAUAUAUUCAAUGCUGGUCACCUGACUAUACUAACAAACUUAAAAGGUGGUUUGAUAGCUGUCAACUUGUUUUGCUAUUGUGCAGCUUAACUGUUACCUUCCUGUAUUAUGAACAUCUAUGUAUCUGGAAAAUAAAUCCAUCUUGCAAGAAAGAUUGUGCAAAAAAAUUGUUCCUAUUAUACUCCAGUGUAUAUUGCUGAUGUCAAAUAAAAUACAAUUGUGAGAGUUCUUAAA
Molecule: messenger RNA, 14361 nt
Organism: Columba livia (rock pigeon)
Lineage: Eukaryota; Metazoa; Chordata; Aves; Columbiformes; Columbidae
Gene: GABRA4
Product: gamma-aminobutyric acid type A receptor subunit alpha4
Exons: 9
Coding region: 1128-2792 (554 amino acids)
Biological process (GO): regulation of postsynaptic membrane potential; signal transduction; gamma-aminobutyric acid signaling pathway
Cellular component (GO): neuron projection; plasma membrane; dendrite membrane
Molecular function (GO): GABA-A receptor activity; benzodiazepine receptor activity; inhibitory extracellular ligand-gated monoatomic ion channel activity
Source: RefSeq, a predicted model, not a curated record